Messenger RNA from Sitophilus oryzae (rice weevil), 2247 nucleotides. RefSeq names its product protein MTO1 homolog, mitochondrial. The transcript has 12 exons. Lineage: Eukaryota; Metazoa; Arthropoda; Insecta; Coleoptera; Curculionidae. Gene Ontology annotation, molecular function: flavin adenine dinucleotide binding. Gene Ontology annotation, cellular component: cytosol. Bases 215 to 2227 code for a protein of 670 amino acids. Gene Ontology annotation, biological process: tRNA methylation; tRNA wobble uridine modification. The record is from RefSeq and is a predicted model, not a curated record.
UGGCGCAACGAGUGACAGUGACAUAAUUAAGUAAGGUUAUGUAAUAAAAAUGUUUUGAAAUUUAAAAUGUGAUUUAAAAUAUUGAAAUGUUUGAGGUAGUUUUGUAGUUCAUCGAGGAUUAUUGGAUUUUUACGAUCUAGAAUUAACUAUGAAAAUUAAUUUUCUUAUUUGUUAGUAAGUUAACGAAAUACUGUCGUUAUAUUUGGUCUUUAUCAUGGAGUUCUUAAAAUAUCACGGAUUAAAAAGUCAUCUAAAACAUUAUAGUAUUUUAAUGAGGAAACUAUCCUAUUUCUCCAAGGAUACUAAUUACAAUGUAGUGGUAAUAGGAGGAGGACAUGCUGGAAGUGAGGCUUGUGCAGCAGCUGCAAGAAUGGGAGCUAAAACCUUGUUGAUAACUCAUAAAAGAGACACUGUUGGUGAAAUGUCUUGUAAUCCUUCAUUUGGCGGAAUUGGGAAGGGUCAUUUAAUGCGUGAAAUUGAUGCUCUGGAUGGUGUAUGUGGUAGAAUAUGCGAUUUAUCUGGGAUACAAUAUAAAGUUUUAAAUAGAAGCAAAGGUCCUGCAGUUUGGGGUUACAGAGCUCAGAUAGAUAGAGAAUUAUAUAAGAAACAUAUGCAAGAAGAAUUGUUUGACAAUACCAACAAUCUUAGUGUCCUUUUUGCCCCUGUUGAAGAUUUAAUAAUUGAACACUCGCAUACUGAAAACAAUACAAAUAUUGCAAAGUGUAAAGGCGUCGUGUUAAACGAUGGUACAAAAAUAAAAGCUGACUGCGUGGUGAUAACUACAGGGACAUUUUUAAGAGGCAGAAUAAAUAUAGGUCUCAAUAUUAGACCAGCUGGGCGUAUAGGCGAUGAACCAGCUAUAGGUCUAGCAAAUACCUUAGACUCAUUGAAUUUAAAAAUGGGACGGUUAAAGACUGGUACACCUCCGAGACUAAAAGCCGACACUAUAGAUUACAGUCGGUGUGAAAAGCAGUUGGGAGACGACCCGCCCCUACCUUUUUCCUUUAUGAAUGACUCAGUUUGGAUAGAUCCUAGAGAUCAAGUUACCUGCUAUAUCACUAUGACAAAUUCAAAAAUAGAAAGUAUCGUUAAAGAUAACAUACAUUUAAAUCGACAUGUUUUUGAGGAGGUCACUGGACCAAGGUACUGUCCAAGCAUAGAAUCGAAAGUUCUCAAAUUUGGUGGUCGAGAACAUCAGAUAUGGCUGGAACCGGAAGGCUUGAAUAGUGAUGUGAUAUAUCCAAAUGGUUUAUCGUGUACAUUGCCAGAAGAUUUGCAAGAGCAGUUAAUUCAUUCCAUACCUGCAUUAGAGAAUGCGACAUUAUUAAGAGCAGGCUAUGGCGUUGAGUAUGAUUAUGUCGAUCCAAGAGAAUUGCGUAAUACAUUAGAAGUUAAAAAGGUUGAAGGUUUAUUUUUAGCUGGACAAAUUAAUGGCACAACUGGAUAUGAAGAGGCGGCAGCUCAAGGUAUUUUAGCGGGGAUUAAUGCCGGUGCUAAGGUCUUGCAUUCUGCACCACUUAUAUUGAGUAGAACUGAAUGCUAUAUAGGCGUUAUGGUUGAUGAUUUGACUACGUUAGGGACCACAGAGCCAUACAGGAUGUUUACAAGUAGAGCAGAGUUUAGGAUAACCUUAAGGCCUGAUAAUGCAGACCAAAGACUAACGCCCAAGGGUUUCGCUGUAGGUUGCGUUUCGAAAGAAAGGUAUACAAGAAUGAAAAAUUUAGAAGAAAAAAUGAUUCAUGGAACGAAGCUUUUAAAAAGUAUAAAUAAAACGGUAAAACAAUGGCGGCAAACUCUUGGAGUAUCUGAUAGUAAAAGCCAUUUACAGAGAAGUGCCUGGGACAUGAUAGAUGUUAAUAAUGGAAAAAUAUCGAUUGAUAUGUUAGCUGAAGCUGAACCUUCAUUACUCGAACUAAAACGCGAUCCUGUUUUAGUAAAUCGGUUGCAUAUUGAAAAUCUCUAUGAGCAUGCAGCUGAAGAACAGUUCCAAGAAAUCAAAGAGAUGAGACAAAAUGAAUCUCUGGUCUUACCCAAAGAUCUCAACUAUAACUCUUCACAAUUAAGUUUGAGUUUCGAAGAGAGGGAGAAAUUGUCAAUAGUGCAGCCUCAAACUAUUGCCGCUGCCAGUAGAAUACCGGGCAUAACUCCUUCUUCAGUUUUCAGAUUGUUAAAAUAUGUAAAACAACAAAGUGAAGUUAAAAACAUGUUAAACGUUAAUGAUAUGUAAAUAAAUAAGAAUAAUUUUGA